Sorghum bicolor (sorghum) is the source of this 1529-nucleotide messenger RNA. RefSeq names its product E3 ubiquitin-protein ligase BOI. Gene Ontology annotation, molecular function: ubiquitin-protein transferase activity. Lineage: Eukaryota; Viridiplantae; Streptophyta; Magnoliopsida; Poales; Poaceae. The transcript has a single exon. Bases 163 to 1200 code for a protein of 345 amino acids. The record is from RefSeq and is a predicted model, not a curated record.
CUGCUCCACCCCCUUCCUCCUCCUCUCGCCUUCACCAGUCACCAGUCACCACCGUCUGUGUCUCCUCUCCUCGCUUCUCCGAUCCGAUCUCCACUGAGAGAGCAUCUCUACCAUCCGUGUGCCUUCCUAGGAAGAAGACUUGGCGCGCGGUGACAGACAGACAUGGCCGUGCAAGCGCAGUUCGGCGGCCUCGCCGGGUGCCUAUUCCCCUACGGCGGCGGCGGCGGCGGGUGGGCCGAAGAUCAGCUGCAGGCGCUCCUGUCAGCCGCCGCUGCGGGCAACAACAAGCAGGCGCAGCAGCAGUACCACUGCGCCGCCGGUGGCGUGGCCAGCGCCGCGCAGAGCGAGCUGACCUGCAACGGCGGGGGCGGUUUGGGUGGCGUGGUGGCGUCGCGGAAGCGCGGCAGGGACGGCGACCUCGAGCCGCAGUACCACCACCACGUGCCGUCCUCGUCGGCCGCGCUGCUCCCGAUCCCGCCGGCGGUGAACAUCGCGAGCAGUAGCCGCAUGGCGGACUCCGCGGCGGCGUCCACCAGCGGGCGGCGCCUGCUGCUACCGACGGCGGACGCGCUGUUGGCGGACGAACUGCGCCGGCAGGGCGCGGAGGUGGACGCGCUGGUGCGCGCCGGCUGCGAGCGCCUCCGGUCCGGGCUGGAGCGCGCUCGCAAGCGGCAGUGCGAGGCGCUGGCGCGCGCCGCCGCGGCGUCGGCCACCGCGCACGCGCUGCGGGAGAAGGAAGCCGAGCUGGCCGCCGCCCGGCGCCGCGCGCAGGAGCUCGAGGAGCGGCUGCGGCAGGCGGCCGCCGAGACGCAGGCGUGGUGCGGCCUGGCGCGCAGCAACGAGGCCGCCGCGUCGGGCCUGCGCGCCACGCUCGACGCGCUGCUCCUCCGCGCCGGCGCCGGUGGCGGUUGCGUCACGGCGCAGCACGCAGCUGAGGAGGAGGGGUUCGGCGAGUCCGGCGGCGGCGGCGCGGACGACGACGCGCAGUCGUGCUGCUUCGUCGAGGCCGGCGCGCCGUCGUCGUGGAAGCCCCCCGCGGCGAAGUGGGCGUGCAGGGCGUGCGGCGAGGGGGAGGCGUCGGUGCUGCUGCUGCCGUGCCGGCACCUGUGCCUGUGCAAAGCGUGCGAGCCCAGGGCGGACGUGUGCCCCGUCUGCUCCGGCGACAAGAACGCGGCCAUCCACAUCGCGCCGCCCAACUGAUCCCGUCGGUUGCGAUCCGGCGUUCUCGCCGGCCAACAACGCCGCCAAGUAACCGCAUCGCAUCGAUCAGUUGGAGUUACUACUUGAGUAAUUAUUACUAGGAGUAGUUGGUUAGAUUGUUACUGUAGGUAACAGUAGGUUGUUGGGACGAUUAACCCCGUUCGUCGUCUGGUGCGGCGUCGUGUUGGCCCGUUUUGAUGACGCUGUUGAAAGUGAAAUUACCGCCGGGUGAAAGUCCUGUUUUGGUUAACAAUGGAACAUGUGGUGAGGUCAGUUAUGUAAAAGGAGGUGAAUUAACCUUUUGGCUACCAGCACUGUUUGUUACUUCA